GUCAUGUCGCGCACAGUGACAGAGAAAGCUCAAGAUGAAAUAUCUUCUCUAGCUGACAGGAAUGUAAACAGUACUGACUCUGAGCUCAGAUACAUGGCAUAUGCUUCUCGUCUCAGAACUGCCUUGCGUGCUAGCAGUCGUUACAUUGCAUAUACCAGUGAUGUCGGCGAGGCAUUUCGCCCAGUAGUACCUCCUGCCAUAGUUACUGCAUGCUAUGGUAUUUCAUGGGUAUAUCUCGCAGGCGAUGUGAGUUACGAAGCAUACAAAACUCACAGACGUGGUCCAACCCCUAUAGAAGCCGCCCAUUUCUCCGAGCCAACAAGGGUUGGAAUGGUGGCCGUCAAACGUGCGGUUUUCCAAUCCGUAGCCUCAAUGGCUCUUCCCGCGUUCACUAUUCAUACUGCCGUUAACCAAGCAAAGAAAGCUUUCACGAACGUGCAGAACAAGAGAUUGAAGACCUGGGGUCCAACUAUCAGUGGACUCGCCAUCGUUCCUUUCUUGCCGUAUAUAUUUGAUCACCCCGUAGAGACGGCAACGGACAGGGCGUUCGAGUGGAUAGAGAAGAGGCUGAUCGAGAGUCAGGACGCUAGACAGAAAACGGAAUCUUGAUUGCGGUUGACGAUGGUUUGUGUUUACCCACUCCUCUCAAGAUUUACCCUGCAUCGAUAUGCUCUCUAUGCAAUAUAUGGAUUACUUUUCACCCCCUUGACAGAGUUUAACUG
Suillus paluster is the source of this 722-nucleotide messenger RNA. RefSeq names its product mitochondrial 18 KDa protein-domain-containing protein. Gene Ontology annotation, cellular component: mitochondrion. NCBI's taxonomy places the organism in Eukaryota, Fungi, Basidiomycota, Agaricomycetes, Boletales, Suillaceae. The record is from RefSeq and is a predicted model, not a curated record. The transcript has 4 exons. The coding region runs from base 4 to 609 and encodes 201 amino acids. Gene Ontology annotation, biological process: mitochondrial fission.